GGACAAUGCUGGUGUUUGUGCAACGGCCCCUGAGUGGCGGCUGGCUCUCUCAGAUCGCUCUCGCUUGACUACCAUUGCUGCACGCAUUGUUGAAGUCAAAGGAAAGUGGACAGCUUGAUCCCGUCUGUGGGAUGCACCGACAGAGGCAGUGGGGGAGAGAUUGGGUUUUGGUGUGAGGUACAGCAAAGCAUUGAGGCUGGCCAUAAGACACAGAUCCAACAUAGGGGGUUUUGGCCACAACAGGAAAAAAAGGGGCGUCCACCCAUGCCCUACCAGGGAGAAGAAGAAGAAGGCGGUCCAGUGCUGCCCCAUUAAAAGAAGCAGUGAGCCAAUUUGAGGCGUGGGUGGGCAGGUGAGGGUUGAGCUGUGGUGACAACUUUGGGCUGCGUGCCGAAGUGUGGGAGGGAAGAGGAAGGAGGAAAAGGAAGACGAGGAGGAGGAGUACGUGGAGGAGGAAGAGGAGGAGGAGGAGGAGGAGGAGGAGAAGAGGAGUAGUGUGCCGGGGCCUGGAGCCCAAACACAAGCAGGAUGGCGGAGAAGAAAGUUAGCAGCCUCCCUGCUAAGCUGAUUAAUGGGGGCGUGGCAGGCCUGGUUGGUGUGACAUGUGUAUUUCCUAUUGACCUGGCCAAGACCCGCCUACAGAACCAGCAGGGCAUCCAAGUCUACAAAGGAAUGCUGGACUGCCUGGCAAAGACGGUACGCUCAGAGGGCUAUUUUGGAUGCUAUAGAGGUGCAGCAGUGAACCUCACUCUUGUAACACCAGAAAAAGCCAUCAAGCUGGCUGCCAAUGACGUCUUCAGACAGAAACUCUCUAAGGAUGGGCAUUUGCCCCUGUGGGGGGAGAUACUGGCAGGGUGUGGGGCUGGGACCUGUCAGGUGGUAGUCACCACUCCCAUGGAGAUGCUUAAAAUCCAGCUACAGGAUGCAGGAAGGCUCGCUGCCCAGAGGCCUGUUCCAACUCCAGCUCAGGCUGCUGCUCCUGGUCCAGCUCCAUCGCUGGUGGCCCCCGCAGCAGCGCAACCGAGCCCUCCUCCACGGCCCUCAGCCACUGGCAUCACUGUGAAGCUGUUGAAGACUCGUGGACUCGCGGGCCUCUACAGGGGGGCAGGAGCCACCUUAAUGAGGGAUGUCCCCUUCUCAAUGAUCUACUUCCCGCUGUUUGCCAACCUAAACACGCUGGGCCGGGAAAGCCAGGGUGACGUGCAGUCCCGGGCACCGUUCAUGCAGUCCUUUAUGGCAGGCUGCACCGCAGGCUCAGUGGCAGCUGUGGCUGUAACCCCACUAGAUGUCAUAAAGACUCGCCUGCAGACCUUGCAGAAAGGAGAGGGGGAGGACACAUACAGAGGAAUUAUUGACUGCACACGGCGCAUCAUGAGCCGGGAGGGCCCCUCAGCAUUCCUGAAGGGUGCAACGUGUCGUGCUCUAGUCAUCGCUCCUCUUUUCGGCAUUGCGCAGGGUGUAUACUUCCUUGGGGUAGGGGAGAUGGUGCUAGGUUUGCUGGGAUAGCAGGGCUCGUCAUUGGUGGCGGUGGUUGUGAAGCCUCUGUACAGGUGAUUUGCUGCUUUAAUCUGCAGUGAAAAAGUGACACAACUGGGUGAACGGUGAAUACAGAGGGGGGGAAAUGAGGCCACUAAACAAAGGAAGAAGGAACGGUCAGAUAGGAAGAGGCUCUAUUUACUAAUAUGUGGACCAGUGGGUUCACACUAAUCCUGUUUCUCUAGGUUUUUACAUGCUGUCAACAUGAUUCUGUAGGUUAAACAGGGUCCUGUGUGUGGGUGUGACUAAUCCGAGGCUAUGUGUCCCAAAUUGUCUGGGUUAUCCCUGCGUACUUGCUGUAAUAUGUCUGGGGACUGUUCCUUUAUUCUGUCUGGUUUUGCUAAGAGAGAGCUGCUGCGUGAUGUCUGAGGCUGUUAACUAAAAUGCCAAGCAAUCUGACCAUUUGUUCGGUCAUGAUGAAAAACUGUGCAUCAUCCAUAUGUUAAGGGACACAUUCCCCUCUUAAUCUUUAUUAAAAGGUAAUAUUGUAUAACAUUUGAUAUCAGUCUGAACUGAGUAUUAGGGCUUCACUUCAAAUGACAAUCACUUAGAUUUCGAUGUUCGAUGUGUUUCUCUGGAAGGAGCUUGAUCUCCUGCCUACCGCGUUAUGCGUUCCUCCCACUCCAUCCGUGGGGUGUGAGUUGUAAUCUUGGAUUCCUUCACCGGAUUGGGAGGUUCUGGCUGCCAGUGUCUCUAAGGUCAUUUGUUAAUCGGAUGGUAAUGCUUUAAUCCCUGUAUUAGCGUACAAUAUACCCUAACACGCAGCUCACUUCCUGCCUAAAGGCCUCAGGUUAGACUGCUGGGCCGCUGUCUCGUAGCCUUGACUUCCUCUUCUCCACAGCUUGGAAGGGUUUAAAUAAAACCCAUGAGAAGCCUAGGGCUGAUUUUACUGCUUAGUCACACAUGAAAGUAUGUUGCUUGAAAUGAUGUACGCACAACAACUAAAAUAAAUGCAAUUAAAGCCUUAUCAAUACGGAUAGUUUGUAAAGCAAGUCUUAAAUGAAUUCAGUGGAAUUGGUGUUGUCGAUUUGGUACUUGAGUCCAAUUUAACAAGGACAAUUAUAUUUGUUCAACCCAUGGAGGGAGUAUGGCACCUUGUCUUGCCAACUGUUUGCCAGUUUGCCAUUACUUUAGUCCACUGGGUGUCACUAAAAGCUUCUCUCUCUCUCUUUUUUUUUUUUUUUUACAUUUUUAAUGCAACACACAUUUUGACGUGGCUAGUGUACCUAGGCUGCUACAUUUUCCUCACUGUAGAAUGAACAUAGCCCGAGUAAAAUGUUUGUUUACAAGCUGUAAAUAAAGAUAUCUCAUACAUGCUGA
Messenger RNA from Micropterus dolomieu (smallmouth bass), 2856 nucleotides. It is a transcript of the gene slc25a18, whose product is annotated as solute carrier family 25 member 18. The coding region runs from base 529 to 1506 and encodes 325 amino acids. Gene Ontology annotation, molecular function: L-glutamate transmembrane transporter activity; L-aspartate transmembrane transporter activity. Lineage: Eukaryota; Metazoa; Chordata; Actinopteri; Centrarchiformes; Centrarchidae. The transcript has 10 exons. The record is from RefSeq and is a predicted model, not a curated record. Gene Ontology annotation, biological process: malate-aspartate shuttle; L-glutamate transmembrane transport; aspartate transmembrane transport.